GCAGGAAGAAGAUAUCAUUCUGGUUUCUGCUUUCGCUAGAACAUCAUAAACACAAACAUGUCUGCUAAAGCUAUACUUGUCGCUUGCGCAUCCGCUCUCUUAGUCCAGAGCGCUCUUAGCGCGUGUUUUGGACGCCUUGGCGCUGAAAUCGGUCCUUACGCCACCGGCUGGGGCUACGACGGCCUAGCUUAUGAUGGAUUUGGUUACGGAGGAUUCGGUUGCGGUGGUCUCGGCUACGAUGGAUUCGGUUACGGUGGAUUGGGCUACGGUCGCUUCGGCGCUAUCGCUCCAGCUGCUGACAUCGCUGUCGCCAGCGGCCUUGGAGCUGCCUAUGGUGGUGGUCUCGGCGUCUCCAGUGCUUCUGCUAUCCCCCCAGCCGGUCUUGCCGUAGCCUCUGAGAACGUAUACGAGGGUCCCGUUGCCGUCGCCGGUAACCUGCCUUUCCUGGGUACUGUGGCUGUUGACGGUGUAUUCCCCACCGCCGGUGCUGGUGCCGUCUCUUACGGUUGUGGUGAUGGUGCUGUCGGCAUCACUGCUGAGGGCCCCAUGGGUGCCGCUGUCGGUCCCGCCUAUGGAUACGGUGGUCUGGGUGGAUUCGGUGUCGGAGGUUACGGACUCGGACUCGGCUACGCCGGUAUUGGCGCUCGCGGCUGCGGUUGCGGUUAUGGUGCUUGGUACUGAAACUCUGCCCUGUUUGGUUAAACCAAGAAAAUAUGACCUGGCAUUUUGAAAAAUAAACUAGAAGAACAAA
Manduca sexta (tobacco hornworm) is the source of this 751-nucleotide messenger RNA. Its product is annotated as chorion class B protein PC10. Gene Ontology annotation, biological process: multicellular organism development; chorion-containing eggshell formation. The record is from RefSeq and is a predicted model, not a curated record. Bases 58 to 681 code for a protein of 207 amino acids. Gene Ontology annotation, cellular component: egg chorion. The transcript is spliced from 2 exons. Gene Ontology annotation, molecular function: structural constituent of egg chorion. NCBI's taxonomy places the organism in Eukaryota, Metazoa, Arthropoda, Insecta, Lepidoptera, Sphingidae.